Messenger RNA from Schistocerca gregaria, 2543 nucleotides. Its product is annotated as F-box/LRR-repeat protein 2-like. Bases 991 to 2421 code for a protein of 476 amino acids. The transcript has 10 exons. The record is from RefSeq and is a predicted model, not a curated record. Gene Ontology annotation, molecular function: protein binding. Lineage: Eukaryota; Metazoa; Arthropoda; Insecta; Orthoptera; Acrididae.
GCAAAUUUUUUAUGUGAAUUGUGUAGGAAAUUGUGAUUAAUUGAUUAUAGUGUGUAUUCCUGAUCAUUCACGUGUAUCAAACCAGUUAAAUGCUGUGUUUCAGUUCACUUAAUUGUGAUAAUUUUUUGUAAUUUCAUAAGUAUGUUACACACGUGUACCAACUUGUUGCCCAAACAAUACCGAUUACGACUGAAUAGUAAUUUGCAGCUGUGAUGAGAUACAUUAGUUUCACAGGUUACGUUUCGUGUGUACAAAUUCCAUGAAAAAUGAUAUGUCCAGGAAUUUUUGAGGUCUUACGAUUAACUAGUAACAAUGAAAUGCGGCAAAUUUUACUGUGUUACUGAAGUUUUUCCUCUCAAAGCAACUUAAACUGCUGAAAGUUACUUUGCGAACUUUGUGUACUAAAUAUGUGUCAGCGUACUUCGUUGACACUUGUUCCUCCGCAAAUAUGGGUUUUCUGAAAUUGCAGUUUCCUUUGCCUAAUGCCAGGACAGGUUUAUUAAAGGGUCAUUGCACGUCAAAUCAACAAAUGAAACCAUCGUUUUCAACCUUACCCUCUUCGAUUUAAAUGAAAUUAAGUAUGCCUGUAUUACUCAUAAAUAGUACUACAAAUUAAUUUUUUCACAUAUUUCUGAUAAAAAGUUACCGAGUAAUGGACUUUCAAAAAUUGAAAGAAGACAGAUUUUUGACUCGUGGAACAAUGUUGUUUUCUUUAUAACUCGUGUUCUAAUUAAGCUAGAACAAUAAAAUAUCUUCAUUGGAAAGCUCUUUUAAAGAGCUUUUAUAUGAUACCAAACAAACAACAUUAUUGAAUUUUGAAAAACUGUAUUUUUAAACUUCUCAAAAAAAAAAAAAAAAAAAAGUAUGUGAAAGAUACACUUCACAUCUACAUAUUCUGAAAGUUUCAACUUGUGAUGAGCAUGGGAUCACUGUCUAAAGCAAUUUUAUGUUUACCACAAUUCUCCAAAAUCACAGUCAGUACCUGCAAAAAUGCCGUCAGAAGUUCAGAGUGGCAGAUGUCCUCUGGGCAUUAAUGACUUACCAGAUGAAAUUCUGAUAAUCAUCUUCUCCCACUUGUCAUUGUCUGAACUCCUAGAUGUUCAGAAAGUGUGCCAUCAUUGGAAAACACUGUCUCGAGCUCCGGAGUUGUGGAACCACAAGGAAUAUCUGAUCGGCUGUCCAUCAGUUAGACCGCGUGAUACUUUACGUGGACACUACCGCGCGAGGCAGUUUGGCGCGACUGACCGGGAGGCGAUAGAGUUUCUCCCCAAUGCUCCGGAUCUACGGAAAGUGCGUAUGCUGCAACCUGUCUCACCUUGUGUUAUCAGAGCCCUGUAUACCAGUUGCCAUAGACUUUCCGAGCUGUCCCUGGUUAGCUUGCAGAGGAUCAACUACCCAAUGCUCAAGAACUUGGUUGAGAAGUGCCCCAAAAUAAAUUCACUGACGAUACCCAGUGAAGUGAUGAGGUCAGAGAUACUUGCACAGGCAGUCUCUCACUUGGAGCAUCUACGUGUCCUCUGUCUGGGAGAAUACGAUUCUAGCAAUGAAACACCUCUUCUGCUGCGCCCAAUAGCUGAUAGUUGCCCACAGCUAGAAGAAGUUGACUUCACAUUCAGCUAUGUCAAUAUGGAUGAUCUGGAAUACUUCCUGGAAGCCAAGAACAACACCCUUAAGUCCAUACGCAUAAAGUGGACAAUGGCUGGGUGUGUCACCCCACUACUCGCAUCCUGUGCUGGUGGCUUGGAACGUCUGAGGCUUUACAAGUAUGAUGUUCACGUCGAAGAGCUGGAGGCCUUUACUGCUCUUGGAAGAAUGGAGAAUUUGCAGGAACUUAAAAUGGGGUGGAUUGACCCAUCACCUGGUACAGCUGCUCUAGCAUUUAAGGAUGGAAGGCUACGGAAACUGAGAGCACUGGAUCUACGUUGUUCAUCUGCCCUGGACGAUGCCACAGUAAUUGCCAUCUGUCGUGGGUGCCCCGCUUUACGUGAACUCAAUCUCUGGGGUGCCGAUAAGCUGUCUGAUUUUGCCUUCUCGGAGAUCUACCGUCUGCAACUUCUUGAAAUAUUGGAUGUGUCAUGUUGCAAAGCUCUUGGUGGGGCUCUGAUCCCUUUCCUCACCGGCCUACCACGACUUCACACAUUAAUCAUGGAAGAAAUGAAUUUUCUAAAAUUGGAACCAGGUCUAAGUAGUAUUGUCAAAUUGUCCAACUUGCGCCGCCUGUCACUGCAGAAUUCCAUAGUUACUGGAGUUCCAUUUGAUCAGUUUGCAAGCAAGCUUGUAAGACUCAGGAACCUGAAUGUCAAGUGGUGUCGACGUGUGCCCGGGGGUGUGAAACGCCUGACGGAACUGAUGCCAGCUGUCAGAAUCCAUGGCAGCUUCAAGGAAUGGGACCUGCCUGAAGACAUCGUGAGACUUUUUUGAAGAUCUUUGUGGGAAUCUGCCAUUAAUUUUGUUCUGGCGUAAAGUCAAAUGCUGGCACCACGGUAGAGCAGAGAAGGCUGUGAAGAAAACGUCAGCAAAUACUACACAGACUGACUCCCCUC